Molecule: messenger RNA, 2115 nt
Organism: Phascolarctos cinereus (koala)
Lineage: Eukaryota; Metazoa; Chordata; Mammalia; Diprotodontia; Phascolarctidae
Gene: P4HA2
Product: prolyl 4-hydroxylase subunit alpha 2
Biological process (GO): peptidyl-proline hydroxylation to 4-hydroxy-L-proline
Cellular component (GO): endoplasmic reticulum
Molecular function (GO): procollagen-proline 4-dioxygenase activity; protein binding; iron ion binding
Source: RefSeq, a predicted model, not a curated record
GACAUCUGUGACCAUGAAGCCUUGUGUCUCCUCCUUGCUGCUGGCCUGGAUCAGUAUCCUGCACUGCACAUGGGCUGAAUUCUUCACCUCAAUUGGACAGAUGACAGACUUGAUUUAUGCAGAGAAAGACCUAGUUCAGUCUCUGAAAGAAUAUAUCAGAGCAGAAGAAGCCAGACUCUUCAAGAUUAAAAGCUGGGCUGAAAAAAUGGAUAUUUUGACAAGCAAGUCAACCUCUGAUCCUGAGGGCUACCUGUCUCACCCAGUAAAUGCCUACAAGCUGGUGAAGCGCCUAAAUACAGAUUGGCCAGCUCUGGAGAGCAUGGUCUUACAGGAUAGCUUACAGGAGCUGAGUGGUUUUAUUGCCAAUCUCACCAUGCAGCGCCAGUUCUUCCCCACGGAAGAGGACGAGACCGGAGCAGCCAAGGCACUAAUGCGCCUUCAGGACACGUACAAACUGGAUCCUGACACUAUUUCCAGGGGAGACCUGCCAGGAACCAAGUAUCGCUCCACGCUGAGUGCAGAUGACAGCUUCGGCAUGGGUAAGACAGCCUACAACGAUGGGGACUACUACCACACGGUUCUGUGGAUGCAGCAGGCGCUGAAGCAGCAUGACGAUGGUGAGGAUGCCACCACGUCCAAAGCUGAAAUCUUGGACUACCUCAGCUAUGCCGUCUUUCAGCUUGGGGACCUUCACAGGGCAGUGGAACUCACCCGUCGCCUGAUUUCUCUCGACCCUAGUCAUGAAAGAGCCGGGGGGAACCUGCGGUACUUUGAGACGCUGUUAGAGAAAGAAAGGCUUGGAAAGAGGUUAAAUAAGACUUCAGAGGCUGAACCAGCAACCCAAGGGGGCAUCUAUGAGAGGCCUCCAGACUACCUGCCUGAGAGAGAUGUUUACGAGGCCCUCUGUCGAGGGGAAGGCGUUAAACUGACACCCCGGAGACAGAAGAGACUUUUCUGUAGAUACCACGACGGCAACAGGGCACCCCAGCUGCUGAUUGCCCCCUUCAAGGAGGAGGACGAGUGGGACAGCCCACACAUUGUAAGAUACUAUGAUGUCCUGUCAGAUGAGGAGAUUGAGAAGAUCAAGGAAAUCGCCAAGCCUAAACUGGCAAGAGCCACAGUCCGUGACCCAAAGACAGGUGUCCUCACCGUGGCCAACUACAGGGUUUCUAAAAGCUCGUGGCUAGAGGAAGAUGAUGAUCCUGUCAUUGCCCAAGUGAACAGAAGAAUGCAGUACAUCACAGGAUUGUCUGUAAAGACGGCUGAAUUGCUACAGGUUGCUAAUUAUGGAAUGGGAGGACAGUAUGAGCCCCAUUUUGACUUCUCCAGGCGGCCUUUUGACAGCGGCCUGAAAACGGAGGGGAAUAGGUUAGCGACAUUUCUAAACUAUAAAGGUGAGCCAGAUGCUUUCAAGCGUUUAGGGACGGGGAAUCGUGUGGCCACGUUCUUAAACUACAUGAGUGAUGUCGAAGCUGGUGGGGCCACAGUAUUCCCAGAUUUUGGGGCAACAAUUUGGCCCAAAAAGGGCACAUCAGUGUUCUGGUAUAAUCUCUUUCGCAGCGGGGAAGGUGACUACCGGACACGACACGCAGCCUGCCCAGUGCUUGUUGGCAGUAAAUGGGUUUCCAAUAAAUGGUUCCAUGAGCGGGGGCAGGAGUUCUUGAGACCGUGUGGAUCAACAGAAGUCGACUGACCUCCCUUCUGGCUCCGGCCUCCCCAGUGCUCUUUCAAUGCCUUCCCCUGCCCUUCUAGAUCAUUCCAUCGGCCAGGGCAGCUCAGAAUUGUCCCAACUGGUCUCUCAAGAAGUGGCCAUUUGUGAGCACAGUGAAGGUAGAAUGGGGAGGGAAGGGGGGGUGGGUUAUUGUAUCCCCCCCCCCCCCUCUCCACACACAUUGAUCUCUACUCCCUGCUAGUUUCUGGCUGUCCACUAGUGGUGCAGGAUGUGUGGCUGCCAAGCUAGUCUAUCUGGUUCUGUGAUGAUUUUUCCCAGAUGGUUUUGAUACUAAAUAUUUCCUCAAACCAAAGUUUUAAAACAUUAUGUGUUCAUUUAAUUUUAUUGUGUUUCUAUGGCUUGUGGAAUUUACCUGGAAAAUAAAUAUUUCUAGACAAAGGUCA